Molecule: messenger RNA, 879 nt
Organism: Arachis stenosperma
Lineage: Eukaryota; Viridiplantae; Streptophyta; Magnoliopsida; Fabales; Fabaceae
Product: protein EXORDIUM-like 6
Exons: 1
Coding region: 1-879 (292 amino acids)
Source: RefSeq, a predicted model, not a curated record
AUGGCCUCGUUUCGCAUAGCGUGUUUGGUUGUGUUGUUGGUUUUGGUGGCGGGGCCGGUAGCAGUUUGGGGUGGAACGGUGGCGCUGACCCACAGAGGGGGACGUUUGCUGACCGGAAACUUGAACAUUGGCAUCUUAUGGUAUGGUGCAGUUACGGAAAAACAAAAGCAAGCUGUCCAUUCAUUUUUGAAUUCUCUGAACCCGAGUGGUGGAGAUGGUGAGCUUCAAGUGUCGUCAUGGUGGCACGUGGUGGAGAGCUAUCAAGCAUACACUAAGACGGGGGGUGGCAAAGGAAGCCCCACGAUCACAGUAAAGGUGGUGAAUGAACAGUACGACCCAAAUUACUCAUUGGGGAAAGUGUUGAUCAAAGAUUUCAUCAAGAAGCUCAUGCCAAAAGCAACUGGUGGAAAGCCAAACACGCUGGCUCUCUUCGUAGCGUCCAAGGGUGUGACCGUCCAAGACAUGUGCGCUGGAUCAUGCGCCCAGCACGGUCUCAUAGAGGAACAGCCAUACGUGGCAGUAGGGGACCCAGAAGAAGAGUGCCCCGAAUGUGCCUGGCCAUUCCUUGAAGCGCCAGGAAUAUCCGUGAAACCGCCCAGUGGGGAAGUGGGCGCCGAUGCCAUGGUCAUGCUGCUCGCCGGUGGCUUGGCAGGAGCAGUCACAAACCCUUACGGGGAUGGCUUCUAUGCUGAUGCCCGUGGAGACGACAUCCUUGAAGCCACCAGCGUCUGCUCUCACAUCUUAUCAGCCCAACAAGCAAGAUUACCUGUUGACCCUGCCACUGGCGGUGCCUAUAAUGCCAAAGGCGUCUCUGGAACUAAGUUCUUUCUCCCUGCUAUUUGGAAUCCUAAAACAUCUUCCUGCUGGACUCCUCUCUAA